This is a messenger RNA of Syngnathus acus (greater pipefish), 3220 nucleotides long. It is a transcript of the gene mlpha, whose product is annotated as melanophilin a. The coding region runs from base 1230 to 2945 and encodes 571 amino acids. Gene Ontology annotation, molecular function: actin binding; myosin binding; small GTPase binding. The record is from RefSeq and is a predicted model, not a curated record. The transcript is spliced from 16 exons. Gene Ontology annotation, cellular component: cortical actin cytoskeleton. Gene Ontology annotation, biological process: intracellular protein transport. Lineage: Eukaryota; Metazoa; Chordata; Actinopteri; Syngnathiformes; Syngnathidae.
CCCUUCAUUUCAUCAUCAUGCAACUGGCUACAAGCACACGUCAAGUGUAUUUGCGCCACCUAGUGGAACAUAUUGUGAAUUCUUGUGGUGUCGAUGCUUUCACCCUGACAAAGAAAUGUUGCCGUUCUUGAAAUUUCAGGAUGAAACUACAGUGCACUAUAACAUUUACAGGUAAUUUAAACUUUGAAUACAUGUCCAAAUGUUCAAUAUUUCAGCACCUUUUUCAGAACUUGCUGUCAUGAAAAAAAAACACAAUUCACAACAGAUAUUUUUUAAAAUAAUGACAAUAAUAAUGAUGAUGAUGAUUGUUAUCAUUGUUAUUAUUUGUUUGUUGAGGUAAGGUAUGUUUCAGUUGUUUGGCGUCCACUUGGUCAAGACGAAGAGAGGACCAAUUGAACCCAGAAAUAUAACUGUCAUGGAUCAACUGUGACCUGACAAAACAAAUACAUUUUAAACAAAAAAUUAUUCCAUUUAAAAGUACAAAACUAUGGUGUCCUUCCCCAUUGCUGCUGGUGUUGCUUGCACAGUAGUCAUUCAACUAUCAUCACGUGAAAAGUUGUUGGCCUACAGCAGGCAGCCAUGAGGCAUGGUUGUCACAUUCAGCCCUGCGUGUGGCUUUAGAAUUGAUAUUGCUCGGAUCAGAAGUAAUACCAAUACACAAAGGUGGCAAAACCUUUCACAUUCUGCCCUUACCGUAAAUAAAUACAGUGCAGUUCAAAAAGAAAGAAAGAACUAGUCUGGUUAGUUUACCUUAGUAAAAUUACAAAUAAAUUAUCUCAAACGAGCUUUGGUAUACUUUAUUUUUACUGUUCUACAGAGGAGCUACCCAUCUAUAACAACUAAUUUCUAGUUCAUAGCUUUGUUGCUAGCGUUGGCUCAAAUUUUUAUGCAACCAAAACAACGUGUUUCCAUAGCUUUUCUAGUCAACUGAUGUGCAAAUUAAAAGCUCAAUAUAUCAUGUUUUCUGUGGAACUACUUGUGAACUCUGAGAAACGAAACCAAGCCCGAGGUUCUGAGCUAAAGGCACUAAUCACACAUAUUGCCUGUUUCAGUCAGUACUUUUCUUUAUGGACCCUGGAUACCUGAACUUUUCAGAGUCCUAGCUUCAACAAAGUAGCCUAUUUAUUGUGAGCAUGAUCCUGAUGAUGUCAGGACAUGUGAUCAGCCGACCUUCUCAGUUAAACGCUGGGUGAUUCAGCAGUAGCUGCACUGAGAAAACUGACCUCACCAUGGAAGGUAAACUGGAUUUGUCUCGCCUGACGGACGAAGAAGCGAAACACGUCUGGGAGGUGAUUCAACGUGACUUUAGCCUGCGGAAAAAUGAAGAAGAUCGACUAGGCAAAUUGAAGGACUCCAUCGAGAAGGAGGACACCAAGCGUGAGCUGCUAGGCGGGCAGACCAACUUGGCCGACUCGCUGUGUAUCCGCUGCCUGCAACCUUUUAAGUUCCUGGUGAACAGCAAGCGUCAGUGCCUGGAUUGCCACAUGUUCGUCUGCAAGUCGUGCAGCCGCUACAACAAGAAGGAGCACGGUUGGGUGUGCGACAACUGUCGCAUGACCAGGGUUCUGAAGAUCGGCACCCUGGGGUGGUACCAUGACAAUAUCCGAAACCGUUUUAAACGCUUCGGCAGUGCCAAGGUGAUGAGGUCACUGUACAAGAGACUGAAUGGAGACGGUGGACGAGAUGACGACACUCAGAGCAUGCCUGAUGUCCGCAGCAACCACUACAACCCUAAUGACGAUGAUCAGGGAGAAAUGGAGGCUCAACGAUACAAAUCGAUGCGUAAAAAUAAACGCCUGUUGUCAGUUCAUCCUUUUGACUUUGAUUCCGAGGAUUAUUUCCCCCGUUCACGGCGCUCAUCAGUGCAGCAAAUUCAGGAGGACCGCGCAUACAGGAAUGACAUAGAAUACGACUUGAACCAACAGCGAAUGAAUCGUAGGAGAAGUUUGGAUCGUUUUGCAAUGAGAACAGACGAUUAUGGUGAGAAUCGGAUGGUUCGUACUCGAUCUUUGUCCAAGAUCAGCUCGAUGGCUCGUCAGCAGUACAUCGACACAUCUGAUGAGGAGGAGUGUCAGCGCUAUCCACCCAUGUACCAGCCACCCCACCACCGCCGCCGAAACAGCCGGGCCUCAUCUCAGGAGAACCUUGGACAAAACCCUCCAAUAAACGAGUUGAACAAACGCAUGUCUGCCAUCGAGGGUCUGCUGAAUCGUUUGGAGGAAAAGAUGUCACCUGCCGAUAAGGCGUCUGAGUCAUCAGGACAGAACGAGGAAGAGAAGCUGAUGAAGAAGCUGAGCGAGUUGGCAGGGAACCUAGGCAAUAAGCGCAUGUCGUCAGAUGACGAGGUGGACAAGAAGGCCUUUUCUGGUGGAAAAAGCAUCGCUGGUGGCAGGGCGGCGGCCGCUCUGGAUUCGAUGAAGAACCUGAGCUCAUCCAGCGAUGACGUGCCAAGUGAAGCACAGAAGAGAUCGACCGCCGCCGCCCUUUGUGACCUCACCACUGAGGCCCUGAGAACCAUUAAUGCCACAGAAAACGCGAUGGUUGAGUUCGGCCUGUCAGAGCCGGUGGACAGAACCCACAUGUUAGGGACUGAUGCUAAACAAGCCGGUGAGGCGUUCAGGCAACUUGAGGAAAAUGUGUACAUUGCCACCGGGCAGUCGUACGAACUGGAAACAAAGCUGCGGCGACUGGAGCAGAGUGCAAAGAAUCGCUUUGGCGGCACAACAGAUUCGGAGCUUUCCGAUCUGGAGGACGUAGUGGCCUUGACAGCUGCCAGGGUGCAGAGUGCUGAAAGUGAGGUAUCCGAUAUCGAAAGUAAGCUCGCAGCUCUGCGGGCUGUAGGAUCGAAGAAGAAGGUUUCUGGAUCACAGAGGAAGAAGUCUAGCCAAGAUCACAUUGCCAAAUCUGAAAGAAAUGGAGCUGCAUGGAAAUCCAACAUCUCUUGAACCAAAAUGUUUCUUCAACUCUAUUAGGUCUCAAAGGAUUUCAAUCUUUGUUUAGGCCUCCUUAAAGUCUUUUCGAGACAAUAAUUAGAACAAAUAUGUAAUACUUAUCCAUUGUUUCCAACAGUGAGAAUCUUUAAAAUUUCGGGAUGUUCAUAAUAAAAUAGGUUCCAGAAUCAAAAGCCAUUUGAAAAUAUAGAUAUUUUCCGACUAUAAACUAUUUGCUGUUUUUUUUCCAAUAUUUUUUUCAAUAUAUAUUUUUAGGGGGUGUUUUCCAC